AUGAGCGGACAGCCCUCAAAUCUGCCGAGCGUGAGGUUGCUGAAUGAGGAGGGUAUUUGCGUGCUCUCCCUCGAUAGCGGUGAGCUUAGGAAAUGCUAUAACUACGCUGAAGAGUACGAAAAGGCAGCCGAGAGCCUCGAGAUGGGGAUCAAUGCCGCGGAAAAUAAAAUCGCAAAAGACGAUCUGAUUCUUAUCGUUGUCAAGAACAACCUCGCCUAUGCAUAUGAGCAAAAAGGUGAAUACAAGAAAUCGAUCGCUCUCCUAGAAGAGACUCUGCCCAUUCAGCAGGAAAUCGUGGGCAAGUCAAAUUUCGAUACCCUCAAGAUUCUAGUAUACCUCAUCGAGCAGUACAGGAAGAUCAAAGGCCUCGCAAAGGCCAUUUCACUUUUAGAGGAGCUGCACCUAUUCAGAGGAAGUCUCUUGCGCAGGAAUACUUACACAGCUUUGAAGUUGUAUGAACAUAUGGUUUCUGUGCGACAGAAGAAAUUGGAGCCAGGUGAUGAGCAGAGGAAGUGGGCAGAAGUGCGUUCUCAGAAAUGUAUUGAGACCUGGAAGUGGACUUGGGCACGGAGAUGA
Molecule: messenger RNA, 576 nt
Organism: Fusarium tjaetaba
Lineage: Eukaryota; Fungi; Ascomycota; Sordariomycetes; Hypocreales; Nectriaceae
Product: calcium-independent phospholipase A2-gamma
Exons: 2
Coding region: 1-576 (191 amino acids)
Molecular function (GO): protein binding
Source: RefSeq, a predicted model, not a curated record